Molecule: messenger RNA, 2805 nt
Organism: Solenopsis invicta (red fire ant)
Lineage: Eukaryota; Metazoa; Arthropoda; Insecta; Hymenoptera; Formicidae
Product: START domain-containing protein 10
Exons: 9
Coding region: 782-1591 (269 amino acids)
Molecular function (GO): lipid binding
Source: RefSeq, a predicted model, not a curated record
CGGGCUGCAUCAGCUGUCACGAUGAUAGGCCAAGGCGGCCGAUUGUCGACGUGUCAAACGUGCCAAACGGCUUGAAAGUUGAAAGAAUCACAACGAUGAUAAUAUAUAUAACAACGAAUCUGAAAUCCUUGCCGUGAUCCGAUGGCACACGACAGCGAGUAUGCAGCUGUCAGUACCGUUUUUGCUUCUACCGGAGUAAACGACGGUAAAACGAUCGCGUUUGUAUUACAAGUUGAGCGUCGAGCGUAAAAAGACGAGCAUUGUCCAAAAAAUGUGUUACCGUAGUAGUCCAAGUAUACAAGUUCCCGAUGUCCGCGAUACGUUUAGCUCAUAUGUGCUAUCUGUGCUACUUGGGGGUAACGAGUCAUCACUGUAGCUCGUCGUUGGCUGAACAUGCUCGAGAGCGAUCUCAAUACAUUCAAUUAUCCCGAGUCUUUAUCAUUUGUGAUAACGAAUCUUUUUAACCAGACGUGUGAUAUGACUUGAUUAUCAUCGAUUCGUUCCAGGCCACGAAUGGGGAAAUCGUGGACUGCGGAAGCAUGCAUAUGGAUCAUAAAGAGAAUCGAUAUGCUUGAGUAUUCUUCUAAUCUUUAAAUAAUAUCUGAGCUUGUGCAGAAAUUUACGAAAAUACAAAUUGAAUGAAUAAAAGAAUUGAUAGCACUAUUCUCCCGUCGAUAAGCUUGCUAAACGAAUACCAAGUGAGAGAGAAAGAGAGAGAAAUAGAAAGAGACAACACAUUACGUAAUAACUUUGAAAGGGAGGGAGAGACUACUCUACUACAAUGGAUAUUGGCGUUGUCAAAAUUGCAGAAGAUAAAGACUUUGAGAAAUUGAAGCAGCUUUACGAUAAUAAUAAUGACUGGAAAUUAGAUUACAAUAAACCUGAUCUAUCUGUUUGGACAAAAUCCGUCCCAGGAAUUAGUUUUAGAAUGGUGAAAAUUAGAACGCGCUUUUCCGAUGUUUCGCCUGAAACAUUGUACGACGUUUUACAUGAUCCUGAAUAUAGAAAAGUUUGGGAUACUCAUAUGAUUGAAUCGAAAGAUAUAGGAUUUUUUAAUCCAAACAAUGAUAUUGGAUAUUAUUCCAUGACAUGUCCAUCUCCAUUAAAAAAUAGAGACUUUGUCCUACAACGAUCUUGGUUAGAUACUGGUGUAGAGCAGUUAAUAUUGAAUCAUUCCGUUUAUCACAAAGAUUAUCCACCUAGGAAACACUUUGUACGAGCAACAUCUUACCUCACAGGCUAUAUUGUAAGGCCUUCGCGCAAUGGAGACGGGUCCGAAUUGGGUUAUGUAUCGCACACAGACCCGCAUGGCAAAUUACCUGUAUGGCUUGUUAAUAAAGUUACACAAAUAUUUGCUCCUAAAAUGGUAAAAAGAUUGCACAAAGCCUCUGUGGGUUAUCCAAGUUGGAAGUUACUUAAUAAUCCAAAUUAUAAACCUUGGCAUUAUCCUGAACAAAUAAUGGCACCUAGAAUACGUAUCGAAGAAUGUGUAAAAUCUGUAGAAGAGAAGAAUUCAAAAUAUAAUUAUGUAGACGAAUCUGACAUAAAGGAAAGUUUGGUUAAAGAAUCUGUCGCAAUGGAUAGCGAUUAAUUCGUAGGGAUAGAAUAGAGAAACGUAAAGAUUUUUAGCAUUGAAGAAUUUGAUGUAACGAGUAGUUGGUAAGAAAUUUUCAAAUUUUUUCCUGAAAAUCGGAAGGUUCGAUUAGUAUUUCCAUUUCAAACUGACACUUGAUAAACGCACAUUGCUGAAAAAGGCAAGUUUCUUAAAAAAGAGGCACAUUUUUGUCGAAAUACCACUAAAUUAUGAUUAUAAUUUUAAUGUAAAACGAAUAAGUAGGUUAAUAUUGACAACAAAGUCAUAUAUAUACAUAACGACUUGACUGAUUCUCUUUGUCAUUUUAAAUUUUUAAAUGAAUUUUAUUCGCAAUGUUCUCCACCUCUUGGCAAGUAUUUCAAUAAUUGCAUACAAAUAUAAGUGCGUGAGAGAUGUAAAUUGUAAAUAACAUUACAUUUCUCUUGCAGUCUCCUACUUACAUAUAUAUAUAAAGGAGAUUCUCUUACAAGACUUGCAUCAAACUUGAACAGCGUACUGAAAGAGCAAAAAAAAAGAAUUUUGUGCGAAAGUUUGCAAAAUAAAAAACUCAGAUAAAUCAUAAUAUAAAUCAGAUUUGAAAGAUACAAAUAGGAGAGAAACUAUUGUAAACUAGGUAUACGCUUGUCAAGUUUGAAACAAACAACUUUAUGAAAUAUUUUAUAUAGUAUAUACAUUUCAUGACGUAAAUGAAUAUAUAUACAGGGUGUUCAUUAAUGAUUGUACGCAUUUUUUGUCAUAGGAGCAAUAUUUACCGACGGAUAUGUAUUUCUAGCAUAUUAUUAUAUUAGAAAUAAUGAAUGCGUGCUCCUAUGGUAAAACAUGGGGAUAAUCAUUAAUGAACAUCCUGUGUAUAUAUAUACAGGGUGAUUAUUAAUGACUAUUUCCAUGUUUUACCACAGGAGCAUGAUUUACCGACGGAUACGUAUUUCUAACAUAUUAUAUUAGAAAUUACAAAUGCGUGCUCCUAUGGUAAAAAGUGGGAACAGUCAUUAAUAAUCAUCCUGUAUAUAUAUAUAUCAAUAGAUUAACCAAUCAAUAACGAGACGGCCUAGAAAUUUGGAUAUUUUAUCGAUGGCCUAUGAACUUGAUACGUUAAAUUUUAAUUUUACAUUUUUUUCUGGUCUGUGAAAAAUAUAAAAUAAUGCAAUACAAGUUUAUAGAGCGUUUUAUCUAUUACUUUGUAAAAUUCACAAUAAAAUGUUUUCAAACCA